AUGAACUUUCUUGACCCCCUCGAUAUUACAAGGUCCACAACUCCAAAUCCGAAUCAGCCCGAACAACCGUCUCUCAAUGAAGAGGUAAAUCAGGUUAUUGGCCAGCUGGGACGUUUCUGGGGUGGAUUUAGGAAACAAAGCCAAACUGUCUUUGAACAUGCCAAAAAAGAUUUUGGAGAUGUUGUAGUUCAAGCACAGAAGGAGUUAACCAAGCUCACAACGACCGAUACGCCCGCGACGACUAUUGAUGAAAAUACUAAUAAAGAGGAGGGCACUUCGACAGGUGCUGGGACAACGGAAGCCUCUACGUCUUCCGGAGAAGCGUCUACUUCUGCCUCUGCGGCUCGAGAAACACCGUCUUCUUCAACAUCUUCUGCGACUCUUUUCUCGCGUAUUCAAGCGGCUUUACCUCCCAACAUCGUCCAGACUGUCCAGAACAACAUUCCAGAGUCGUUGAAGCAUGCAUCAGAAAGUAUAGACAUACAGCAAAUGCGUGCGAACAUCCUGUCAGAGCUCCAACGCGUGCAGGGCGUCACCCUUGCCCAGGCAGAGGAAUAUGCGCAUAAAAGUGAGACUCUCCUGCGUGAAGCGAUGAAGGAGGCCGGGGAGGUGCUCCGCGAAGCCGUCAAGGUUAUACCUCCAGAUCAGGUAAAUGGAAACGGGUCGAAUGUUCUUUGGGAUGGUGCAGAUAUGUGGAUGCUACCGGAGCCUAAUUUGGUUGGAAAGGAGAAAGAAGGAAGCAAUACGAAGAGUCUGGAGACCCAGAGUGCUGUUAUCAGCCGGGCAGAGGCCCUCUUACGACGGCUCAAGCAAGAUCCCACAAUCAUCAGGCACGAUCCUGAAGCGGAAGAAGGCGUGAAAGAACAAUAUAAUCUGUGGAAGGAAAAGGAAGUCGAUACUCUGGAUGGUGGUGUUGAAGGCGCAGAAUGGAAAUCUAAGAUUGAAACCGCUUUACAGGACUCCAACGAUAAUCAAUCCUUGAAGCAACUUCAAGAAACAUUAGUGCCUUCUGAAAUGAACCAGACUACCUUUUGGCUCAGAUUUUUCUUCCGUACUCAUCAAAUUCGUUCCGAGGAGGAAAAGCGAAAGGCUUUACUUCAAAGGACUAUUGAAAAUGAAGACGACUUUAGCUGGGAAGACGAAGAAGAUGAAGCAUCGUCACCAACAACAAGUAAACAUACGCAGCCAAGUCAAAGUCCAUCUAAUACUGUGGCUGCCAAGAAGCCAAUGACUGAUGGCCUUACUCCUCCUUCAACAAGUCUCGAUACUGCGGGAACACCAAGUCCUAGGGUGAGUAGCGAAGGCAGCUUCGAUCUUGUGUCCUCCGCCAACAUUAGUGUCGUGGAUGAUGUGAAGCCAUCAAUGCGCAAAGAAACCGAUGACGACGGUGAUAGCGACUGGGAAUAA
Messenger RNA from Psilocybe cubensis, 1407 nucleotides. RefSeq lists its product as uncharacterized. The transcript has 5 exons. Gene Ontology annotation, cellular component: cytoplasm. Bases 1 to 1407 code for a protein of 468 amino acids. The record is from RefSeq and is a predicted model, not a curated record. NCBI's taxonomy places the organism in Eukaryota, Fungi, Basidiomycota, Agaricomycetes, Agaricales, Agrocybaceae.